Sitophilus oryzae (rice weevil) is the source of this 2174-nucleotide messenger RNA. RefSeq names its product coiled-coil domain-containing protein 96-like. Gene Ontology annotation, biological process: cilium assembly. The transcript has 15 exons. NCBI's taxonomy places the organism in Eukaryota, Metazoa, Arthropoda, Insecta, Coleoptera, Curculionidae. Gene Ontology annotation, cellular component: ciliary basal body; axoneme. The record is from RefSeq and is a predicted model, not a curated record. The coding region runs from base 85 to 2109 and encodes 674 amino acids.
AUAUUGUCACUUUGACAUUAUAGUCUUGUAUAAUAACAUAUUUAUUUUUUUUGUACACUUUUUUAUAUUUAUAUAAUUUCUUAAAUGAGUGAAAACAUUGAAAAUACCGAAGAAGAAUCGACGAAAAAUGUAGAAACAGAACAAGAAAAUGAAAAAGAAGAAAAAUCUCUAUUGCAUAAAGACAUGCAUAUGGAUAUGCUCAUGGGAAACUUUGAUGAAACGAAAAAGAAAGAAAAAAUGAGGAAAAGUGAUGCUGAAUUAACGGAAGACACUGCUGGUGAUACCCGGUCAGGUUAUUUAGAAACAGAAGAACGGGAAGAAAAUGCUGCUAAAUCUUCAGCGCAAGAAAUGCUCGAAAGAUCUGUCUCAGCAAUCAUGGAUGUGGACGAAGAGCGGGCAAUAUUAAACACAAAGUCAAUAUUAAAAGUCGAUGCGGAUUUUUUCGAAAACCAAGAUGAUCCCAAUGAAACCCUUUCUAAGAUAACUGGAAUGACGGAUGACAUAGAAGAGGAUGAGAGAACUCAAACAUCAGUUGUAAAAUUUUCAGAAUCUGAAGUUCCUAGAGCUUCAAAUCAAGUGGACAAAAAACCAGACUUCGUAGAUAAAAGAGUAUCAAUACUACGGGUAGAAGCAGAAAAAUCAACUAGAUCAAUCGAUUCAGACGGGUUGAUGGGGUCCAUUGCAAUUAUUCCUGAAGACGAAAAAAACCACAGAAGAAAAUCAAAGAAAAGCGCCGCCUCGUACAAUUUUGAAUCCCGAAUCAAAUUGGAAUCGUUGGAAGACUUGUUUGCCAGUUUUGAGGUGCUGACCAACGGACCUGAUAUAGUUUUAGAAGAGGAAGCUCCAGAGGAAGAGGAAGUAUCAGUUUUUGAGGAGGAGGAGGAACCUCAAAUGGACAGGGCGCCAUUUUAUGAGAAGUACGAGAAAUUUGUCGAAGAGCUGCCCAUGCAGAGAAUGAAAAAUAAUUUGUUUCACAAAAAACUGGCCAUGCAUUACAAACGAAAGAAGAUGGACUAUGUGGUAAGAGAAACCGAUGUAUCCUACGACACUGUAAAAAAGUACUUCAAAAAGUUGGAGGCCUACGGAGAACUGCUUAGCUUGAUUGGCGAAGAAAAAGCAAGGGUUUACGACGAGAUUCGCCAAAUAAGGAAGGACAGGAACGUCAAAACCGCCGAGCUCAACGAAACGUUCAAGAAAAUGCAACAGAGGGAGGCGGAAGUCGGCUAUGGAUUGAUCAAUACGAAAACUGGCCAUACUAUACCCGACAAACACGUGGAACGCUUGGUAUCCAGACAAAACAAAAACAUGCAGCAGGUGAGCUCGAUGCGACUGACCUACAUCAAACUUAAGGUGAUGAUCCAGGAAAAGAUGGACGAAAUAAAGGCUCUGGAAGAGGUCGCUCCCGGCCUGUUUUUGGGCGAUUACGAUCAGAUGAAGGUCGAUAACAGGAGCUACGCGGAUAAGAUUGAAGAAAAGGACGAAGAAUUGACCAGGCUGAGAGUAAAGACUGUCAAUAUCACUCAGGUCUUGGCGCAUUUAAGAGAGAAAAUAGCGGAAUUUGAUAACGAUCUGGAAGAUCUGAUAUAUGAGAAUGAUAUGAUAGAGGCUGAUUAUCAAGGGAUAAGAUAUCAACUGAACGAGUUGAAACAAAAAAGAGAUUAUUAUCGACAUCGCAUCAACAAGAUGAGGGAAGAAUCUGGACUGCUGACUCAACCGACCUUACUGAAAGACAUGGAACAAGCAUUUAAAGAUAUCGAGAAAGAAACUGAACACCUAAGAACUCUGAAAGAUGAACACAGAAAACGGUCGAAUCAAGCGAAGAACGUCAGAAAGAAGAUGGAAGAUUUGAUGGAAGUGAGGAAAACUCACACGAGAAGGAAAACUCACUCAAUAAAGCUUCCCACAAAACCCAUCUCCGGCGUAGCGAAAAAGAGAGAGAGCAUCGAUAUGGGCGAGGCGACUUUCUACAAGGGAAGACCGUCCUUGAUGAUGCCUGUCAUUGACAGUUCGGAGUUUACAGCUUUGACAACUAUCAAGCCGCGAAUAACGUUUGACAGGAGUAGGAAAAGUAUGGGGAAACAUAAUUUAGUGAGAAGAAAAAUAGGCUAGGAAAUGUGACUUGGUAUUAAAUACAGAUAUAAUGUAUGUUUUGGUGUAGAUAUCAAAGAUAUUAA